Messenger RNA from Lolium perenne, 735 nucleotides. NCBI's taxonomy places the organism in Eukaryota, Viridiplantae, Streptophyta, Magnoliopsida, Poales, Poaceae. The record is from RefSeq and is a predicted model, not a curated record.
AUGCUCCCCAGAUCCGAUGUUGCCAUCUUUGCUUCGGGGGUGCUGUGCCUUGAAAGUCUUGGCCGCGGCGGCAUCAACAACGGCGUGGAAAAAGUGGAGCAGUAUGCGCGCGCUAGAGUUUGGCUGGUUGCAAUGGAGAUCGAAGCAGAGGAGGAGGCCGCCGACCCGCUCGACGCCGCGCCGUCCGACACGUCGCUGAUCCUCUGGCUCGAUGGUGGGCCGGGAUGCUCCGGCCAGCUCAGCAACUUCUUCCAGAUCGGGCCCUACUCCCUCGUCGUCACCUGCGGCGCCAACGGCUCCCUCUCGCCCAACCCCUACGCGUGGAACCACCGCUUCGGGCUGCUCUUCUUCGACACCCCGGCCUUCUUCGCGCUCCACCCGGCCUCCCUCCGCGCGCGCCCCUUCUUCCUCGCCGGCGAGAGCUACGGCGGCAAGUACGUGCCCGCGGCGGCCUCGCGCAUCCUGGCAGCGAACCAGGCGCUCCCGCCGCGCAUGCGCGUCAACCUCCGCGGCGUGGCCAUCGGCAACGGGCUGGUGGACCCCGUGGCGCAGGUGGCCACGUUCGCCGACACGGCCUACUUCAUGGGCCUCGUCAACGCGCGGCAGCGAGUGGAGCUGGAGGCGCUGCAGGCGGAGACGGCGGCGCUGGCGGGCGCGGGACGGUGGGGCGAGGCGACGGACGCGCGCGCGCGGGUGGUGUCGCGGCUGCAGGAGGACAUUGGGAUCCGUAGUUAG